Messenger RNA from Macadamia integrifolia, 1716 nucleotides. Its product is annotated as IST1-like protein. The record is from RefSeq and is a predicted model, not a curated record. Gene Ontology annotation, biological process: protein transport. Lineage: Eukaryota; Viridiplantae; Streptophyta; Magnoliopsida; Proteales; Proteaceae. The transcript is spliced from 7 exons. Bases 161 to 1567 code for a protein of 468 amino acids.
GGUGAUGUGUGCUUUGUGAGACCUGUCCCAAUCACCAUGCCCCACAUUUCACCGCUGCGCUUUUUUGCGUUUGGAUCCCAUGGAUAGUAGAGACUAGAGACAGUCGGACCUGCUCUGGCCACUCUGAUUUCUCUUCCUCUUCCUUCUGGUGGGAUCUGCAAUGACUGUGGUGACCAGAACUGUGGUAGACCCUUGCAAGGUAGUCAUGAAGUUCGGAGUCUCCAUUUUCCGCAGGGGCUUCAACUCCUCCAAAUGCAAAACAAUGGCGAAACUGGCGACGGCAAGGAUAAAGCUUCUGAGGAAUAAAAGAGAGGUAGUAGUGAAGCAGAUGAGGCGAGACGUGGCUUUGCUUCUCCAGUCUGGCCAGGAUGCAACCGCAAGGAUCAGGGUUGAACAUGUGAUAAGAGAGGAGAAUAUUAUGGCAGCAAAUGAGAUCAUUGAACUAUUCUGUGAAUUAGUUGCGGUGCGACUUCCAAUCAUUGCAAAGCAAAGGGAAUGCCCAGCAGAUCAGAAAGAAGGAAUCUCUAGCUUGAUAUUUGCUGCUCCAAGGUGCUCAGAUAUCCCAGAACUACCCCAACUAAGAAAUAUUUUUGAAAAGAAAUAUGGAAAAGAGUUUGUAACUGCAGCAACAGAUUUACGACCUAACUGUGGUGUGAAUCGCACGCUGAUUGAGAAGCUGUCAGUCAGAACACCUACUGGUGAAGUAAAGUUGAAGCUUAUGAAGGAGAUAGCUAAGGAAUACCAUAUAGAGUGGGAUAUGACACAGUCGGAGAAGGAGCUUCUCAAACCUCCUGAGGAGCUUAUAGAGGGACCACGUACAUUUGUCAGUGCAACCAGCAUGCCUGUGAAGCCUAUAUCACCACAAGUUGUUGAGCUGCCUACUAACAGAUCUACUAAUGAUGGAGAAAGAGGUGGAGAUAAUACCACCAUGCAGUUUAAGAGCACAGCUUCAGCUGCUCAAGCAGCUGCAGACUGCGCAAAGAAAGCAAUUGCUGCUGCAGAAGCUGCUGCAUAUCUAGCCAACAAGAACUCUCAUCAGCCAGUCGGUUUUGAUCAUGUUAUAAAUGGCUUCAACAAUCUAAAAGCAAGCGAUUCCACUGGUGCUUUUUCCAUGUCAAAUGACCUUCCGGUAGAUUCUGAGAGGCACAGUGGUGGUCAACCAGAGCCUCCUGGGGGAUUAUAUGCAUCAGAGAGUUUCAACAGGUCGUAUUCCUUGCAUCAUGAGAGGAGUGAUGAUCCUAAAGAUUUAAAUGGGGGAAAUGUUUAUAGGAGGCACAGCUACAAUGUCCCUUCUGCACAUACAGAUAUAAAGUUUGAUGACUCAAAUGGGUUAGAUUCAGACUAUGAUGAGGACAUCCAGGUAGAAACACCUACAGGUGGCAGCUUUCCACCACGCCAUCAGCCUCCACCCGCACCUCCAUCUAACUCUUGUCAGCCUGGUGAUAAGAUGGGAACAGAUUACGCAGUUUCACAUAUACAUGAUCUGGCUCCUCACCUUCAUCCUAAACUGCCAGAUUAUGAUGCACUUUCUGCUCGCUUUGAAGCUCUUAAGUUACGAAGAUCAUGAACUGAGAUUUUAGUUUGGUCAUAUAGUUGUGUCAAUUUUUUGUCAUAUACAUUGAGUAAAAAGUAUGGAGGCAAUUUGGUAUUGAGUUUGCCUUUAGUGCAGUAGUCCCUAUAGCUUUGAUUUAAGACUCAAUCAUACUGGAUCUAUUG